Molecule: messenger RNA, 1170 nt
Organism: Xyrauchen texanus (razorback sucker)
Lineage: Eukaryota; Metazoa; Chordata; Actinopteri; Cypriniformes; Catostomidae
Gene: cldc1
Product: C-type lectin domain containing 1
Exons: 6
Coding region: 291-1088 (265 amino acids)
Source: RefSeq, a predicted model, not a curated record
GAGGGAGGGAGAGAAUUCAGGGAUAAAAGUUAGUGUGGAGGAAGCUCUCAAAAGAAACAGUUCCUACAUGCCUCAGAAGCAGUAAAACAAACAUAACCUUCAGAGGAAAUCCAUCAGACAGUGAAGUUCAGCACAGGAGGAACUUUCUAACUCUACAGGAAAGCCCUCUUUUUAGGGUAAUGUUGAAGAGAUAAAAACAUUACUUGUGCAGACAGUAAUUACUGUAAGAAGCUCUGUGGUUAAAUAAAGAAGACUGUGCUUGACAGAUCUACUGAAUUUCUUGUUGAAAGAUGGAAGACAUUGAAAACUACACCAGUCUACAAGAGUUCACAGAGGAUAUCUCUCAUUGUGGGAACAGACCGAUACUCAACACAUUACAGGACAAAAAGGGUGUCCACAAAGGAGCAAAGUGUUUGAGGGGGCAGGCCCCUCUUGUCCUGUCCAUUGCUCUAUUGGCCUCUGUUUUUGCAAACAUAGUACUGGGAGUUCUCUUAGUUAACAGUCGCAAAGCAUCUCCUACUGCACUGCCAGCUAAGAAUGAUGAAUCUGAGGCUGCUUCUCUGACUCUUAAACUUACCGCCAUGCAGGAACGCUUCUCUCGCCUUUGCUCUGAAUACACGACUCUUGGACAGACUUGCUCAAAACAGGUGAUCCAAUGUAGGCCAUGCCCAGAGACUUGGAUGCAUAUGGAAGGAAUGUGUUAUUUCUUUAGUGAGGAUAAACUUGACUGGGAACACAGCAAAGAGAGCUGUGCAUCCAUGGGCGGCCACCUGACUAUACUCCACAGCUAUGAACAACAUCACACCCUUGAGAGUGUCGCACGCCAGCGUGGUGGAUCGGACUAUCAUUUCUGGAUUGGUUUAUCAGAUGCUGAGACUGAGGGGGUGUGGAAAUGGGUGGAUAACACAGUUGUUAAUAGGACGUUCUGGAAUGAAUGGGAUAAAGAGCCAAAUAAUCACCAGUCCGGUGGGAUUCAUGGCGAGGACUGUGCAGUGCUGGAUUCUCACUCCAAAUCUUGGUUUGAUGUGCCCUGCGAUUUCAUUUACAAACGUAUCUGUGAGAUGGAUCCUAUCACCAUUGACAUGUGAAGUGGAAGUGUGCACAAUUUAUGUCUCUAUUUUUUCUAUUGCCCCUACUAUUUUUAAUAAAAAAUGUAAUGUGAUUUAUGAA